GCCCGAGUGGAGUGAACGAGAAAGUGAAAGUAUAUUCAUUAUAACUGUGGCUGCUGCAGUAACUUCUGCCUUCAUGAAGGAUAAAAGUCUGUAAAGAUUUGGUAAAGAUGAAACUCUCACUUGGAAUUCUCAGUGUUCUGGUCCUCUGGGGUCUUCAGCAAAUACAGGACUGUAGAGGACAGGCUCUGAUUGGCUCUUCUCUGCCAAUAAUGGCUAUAGUUGGUGAUGAUGUCAUUCUGCCGUGUUUUCUCCAACCUCCCAGAAACGCUGCAGCUUUAACUUUUGAGUGGACCCGACCAGACCUGCAGCCCAGAUUUGUAUUUGUUUGGCGACAGAAUGAGAUAAGAGACAUAAAAAAUCCACAAUUUGUCAACAGGGCGUUUCUGUUCCAAGACGAGUUGAAACAUGGGAACAUUUCACUGAAACUGACAAAUGUGAAACCAAAGGACAGUGGCGUCUACAGGUGCUUCAUCCCUGCACUGGAAAAGGAAACCUCCAUCAAACUAACUGUUGGCUCCUCGUCCCCAGUGGUGGUGUCUGUAGCAGAGGUGGAUGUGUGGGGUCCACGUGUGGUGCUGCACUGUGCCUCUGGGGGCUGGUCUCCGGAGCCUGAGCUGUGGUGGCUGGACUCUGAGGGGAGGCUGCUGUCUGUGGAGCGCUCUGUGUCUGUGUCUGAUGGAGUCUAUGAGGUCAGCAGCAGAGUGACUGUGAAGCAGAGCGGCACCUUCAACUGCACCGUCACCCAGAGCUCCACCAACCUCUCAGAGUGGAGCAGUGUGCAAGUGGAAGAUGAUGUUUUUAGACUGAAGAUUUUUCCUCUUGUCCUUGGUUUAAUGAUUGGUUUGGCUGUUUUUGCUGGAGUUGCUGUUAUUUCGUGGAUUCUCUUUUGCAUAACUAAACAAAAAUAUUCCCAGCAGGAAUCCAAGUGUGCAGACAAGGCUGGAGAGACGUCUUUUCAGGCUCAUGUCCUGACUUAUGUUUUUGUCUUUAAAAAGGAGGAUUUACAGACGCAGCUCAGCAGACUCCAACAAGAGUUUAAUCUUUCAGAAAAGGUAAAAAAUGUGAAGCGUAAGAGGGAGAUUUCAGAGACAAGAUCUCCUUUAAUCAUAGACCAUCUGGACCAUUGUGGCAGAAGUUUCAGUGUGAAAAAAGUAAAGCCAUGGGACUUUAAAGACUGGAGCGUCCAUAUUGAGGUGGGCAAUGACAAAGCUCUCAUAUUUAAAUUGGAAUCUUUUUUAACAAUAAAGAUGGACAGAAUUGUGACUAUUUGGGCUGAAGGCUGUUGUCCACCAGAUGCAGAUAAACGUUAUAAUCAGGAGUGGAAGGACCAGGCCCCAUGGAACACUGGGGAAAUAGCCUUUGUUUCUCUCUAUAACGAAUAUAAUGAGUUGAUGGACAGAAUAUGUGAAUGGAUGUACUUUGAUCCACCAAUAUAAACCAGCUGAUUAUAAUUGACCUG
Messenger RNA from Periophthalmus magnuspinnatus, 1459 nucleotides. RefSeq names its product butyrophilin subfamily 3 member A2-like. The transcript has 11 exons. The record is from RefSeq and is a predicted model, not a curated record. Bases 108 to 1436 code for a protein of 442 amino acids. NCBI's taxonomy places the organism in Eukaryota, Metazoa, Chordata, Actinopteri, Gobiiformes, Gobiidae.